AUGGACUCGGAGAAGCAGCUCUCGCCGAGCGCCCUGGAGGCGGCGGUGAAGCCCUCGCCGCCUGCGUCUGUGUCGCCGCGGGCGCGGGCCGCGGCGCCGGCGCGGCGCUUCGAGGUCGGCGACCGCGUGCGCGCCAAGUACCAGCGGGGCCGGCUCUUCUUCCCCGGCGUCGUGCGGGUCGUGCAGGAGGUGCGGAUCGGCGACGCGUGCGGGCCCAUCGACUUCCGCUACGACAUCGCCUACGACGACGGCGACUACGACCACGCCCUGGAGGCGGCCUACGUCAAGCCGCCGAAGCGCGCGGUGUCCGAGGCCGGCGAGCCGGCGCUCACGCCCGCGGCCGCGCCGUCGCCGCGCGAGGCGCCCGCCACGACGCCGCUGCCGCCGAGCCUGCCGCCCACGCCCGCCGCGACGAAACCCGCCGCGGCGCCCGCGACGAAACCCGCCGCGGCGCCCGACUGGGCCUUCGUGGAGCUCGCGCCCGGCGCCGGCGCGCCCGCGGCGGACGCGGCCGCGGACGCGGCCGACGAGCUCCGCGCGGGCCUCGCGGAGACGCUCCAGACCUACGUCGUCAACGUCGCCUGCGGCAAGCUCGUGCACUCGCCUGACUACGAGUGCAUCGCCAUCGUCGACCGGAGCGCGCCCGCGGGCGCCCGGGCCGUCGCCGGCGGCUGCUGCUACCGCGUCUGGCCGCCGGCCGUGCCGGGCGGCGUGACGUUCGUCGAGCUGUCGCUCAUCGCCGUGCGCCACGAGCACCAGGGCCGGGGCUUGGGCGGCCGGCUCAUGCGGCGCCUCGAGGCGCGGACGCGGCGCGAGCGCGGCGCGACGGCGACGCUGGCCUACGCGGACGAGGCCGCGUUCGCGUUCUUCCGGCGGCUCGGGUUCGCGCGGACCGUGACGACGCCGUUCGCGCAGUGGAAGGGCCGCAUCGUCGACUACAGCGACGGCGCCGUCGUCGCCGAGAAGCUCAUCGCGAAGCCGCCGGGCGACGACGCCGUGCUCAAGAAGGUGCUCGCCGCGGGGCUCAACAGCGCGCAGCUCGCGACGGGCGUCACGCGGUGCACGUCCGGCCGGCCCAACUGCUACUGCCGCAGCGGCCGCACGCGGGCCAUCGUGCGCUACUGCGGCGAGACGGGCGCCGUGCUCGAGGAGUACUGCUCGACGUCCGACGCCGCGCGGAAGUUGGGCGUCGGCGGGCCCAAGAUCACGCACGUGCUCUCGGGCGCGACGGAGUCGUGCGACGGCCACAAGUUCCGCUACGCCGUCGAGGUGCCCUGGGUGCGCUCCGGCGGGCCCAAGCCCUGCUGCGAGGUCGACCCGAAAACGGGCGCGGUGCUGCGCGAAUUCACGAGCGCGACGCACGCGGCCAAGUGCACGGGCCUGAGCAACGGCGCCAUCGGCCAGGCGUGCCUCGGCCGCGUCGACCACGUCGAGGGCCGCUACUUCCGCUUCAUCGGCGACCGCGUCUACCCCUGCGCCGUCUGCGGCACGGACCACGACGCCGGCUCGCUCCUCCUCUGCGACGGCCGCGACGGCCGCUGCGUGUCCACGGCGCACACGCACUGCAUCGGCCUCGACGCCGUGCCCGACGGCGACUGGUUCUGCCCGCAGUGCGUCGCCAACGGCGACGACCAGCCCAAGCCGCCCGCGCCCGCGCCGCCGCCCAAGGCCCCGCCCUCGCGGGCGUCGCCGCGGGCCCCGGCGAAGCGCGCGCGCGCCGCGCCCGCCUACGUCGACGACGACGACGACGACGACGACGACGACGACGACGACGACGACGUGCCCGUGGGGCGCAUGCGCAAGCCGGCCAAGCGCGCCCGGCCCGCCGCCGCCGCCGCCGCGCCCGAGGAGCGCGCGGCGAAGCCGCAGCGCGCGCCGUCGCCGCGCAAGCGGCCGCGGGUCUACGUCGGCCGCGGCGUCUACGCGGACGACGACGGCGACAGCGGCUCGUCCGGCGCGGCCCCCGCGCGGCCGCGCGCGGCGCCGGCCUCGCGGCGCCCCCCGCCGCCGCCGUCGUCGGCGUCGGAGGACGGCGCGGUGUCGUCCGCGUCGUCGGACCGCGCGGGCGGCGCGUCGGAGCCGGACCCGAACGAGGACCACUGCUUCAUCUGCCGGUCCGGCGGCGAGCUGCUCUGCUGCGACACCUGCGAGCGCGCCUUCCACGUGACCUGCUGCGGCCUCGCCGACGUCCCCGAGGGCGCCUGGAGCUGCUACGUCUGCGAGACGCCCGAGGGCGCGCGGCCCCGGAAGCCGCACGCGCGCCUCGACCUGUAG
Messenger RNA from Aureococcus anophagefferens, 2274 nucleotides. RefSeq lists its product as hypothetical. Gene Ontology annotation, biological process: negative regulation of DNA-templated transcription. The transcript is spliced from 2 exons. Bases 1 to 2274 code for a protein of 757 amino acids. Gene Ontology annotation, molecular function: transcription corepressor activity; acyltransferase activity, transferring groups other than amino-acyl groups. The record is from RefSeq and is a predicted model, not a curated record. NCBI's taxonomy places the organism in Eukaryota, Pelagophyceae, Pelagomonadales, Pelagomonadaceae.